AUGUCAAAAGUUCCAUCCAAUGGUUGUCUAAUUGCAGACGGAGAGCGGAGCCUCGCGGAAUCAACACAUGGAACUAUGCUUUUGGAGCAUGCGGCACUUGAAGCUAUUAGAAAUUUAGCGAAAUAUCAACAGUCGGAAGCUUACAGUGUUGAAGAGAAUCGAUUCGCUUAUCUCGCCACAGGUUGUGAUGUGUUUUUGGAACAAGAACCUUGCGCGAUGUGCGCUAUGGGUUUGGUUCAUGCUCGAGCUAAACGUGUCUUCUUUCGGAAUCGCUCCUCAAAUGGCGUAUUGGCUUCGGGAAAUUGGCAUCUACAUCUGGAACCAGCAAUUAAUCAUCAUUAUCAAGUUUUUGAGGUGAAGAUCGACAAUUUUGACGUAAACGCGAACGCUUCACGACACUGUGGAGGGAUUUUA
Mesorhabditis belari is the source of this 414-nucleotide messenger RNA. Lineage: Eukaryota; Metazoa; Nematoda; Chromadorea; Rhabditida; Rhabditidae. The record is from the annotation of a GenBank genome assembly.